Octopus bimaculoides (California two-spot octopus) is the source of this 3114-nucleotide messenger RNA. Its product is annotated as meiosis-specific nuclear structural protein 1. Gene Ontology annotation, biological process: cilium organization. The record is from RefSeq and is a predicted model, not a curated record. Gene Ontology annotation, cellular component: motile cilium. Lineage: Eukaryota; Metazoa; Mollusca; Cephalopoda; Octopoda; Octopodidae.
AUUGUAAAGUUUAUGAGGCAAACCAUUUUCAUAAGUUCUCAACAGUAGAAGACGAUUGGGGUGGACGUUAGAGUCGGCUCUCGAGUUUGCUUUAAAUUUGUAUAGGAAAACAGCGUACUUGACAGAGGAAGGGAGUGACAUAUACGUCGACAUAACUGGUCAAUAUAAUCGUAGUGUUUUAAAACAUAUUUAACCAAGUUUCUCCAGUGGCCGUGGCCUCUGGCUAUACAGCGCUUACACAGAUUAAAACUAUAUUAAUCAUGGAAUAAACAGAUAAAUAAUUUCGAAUUCGUUAUAAAAAUGCUAAUUGAAUGCAAAACAUUCCAAGUAAAAACUAGGGAAUGUAUUACAUUUUGAUUUGAGACAAUUUUGAAAUUCUCUGCCUCUCUCUCUCUCUCUCUCUCUCUCUCGCUCACACACACAUUACAUACAUACAUAGAUAAAAAAAAUUGAAAAUACACAUCAUAAGCAGUUAUUCAAAAACGUCAUCGUGUUAUUAUCUACCGAUGAAACCUGAUGUAACCAAGACUAAUGAGAUCCUUUGGCAGAAUCCAUAACGUGGUAGAAUAAUAUGAAAGAGUACUGGUGGGAUGUCCUAGUGAAAACAUCUAUAAAAUACAAACAAUACACCAGAUAUCAUGAUCUGAGACAGAGAAGUGAAACGUACAGUAGUAGGAAUUUAGUUGCCCAGUGGAUGUCAACAUAAAGCUAAAGAUCCACGAAAAAGGAAACAACUGGACUAUUGAGAAAUUUACAGCUACUCGGAUUACAAGUUCAGAUUCUUAUGGAGACUGGAUUGAUGUCCUGCCUCUGGCCAACUUUGGAGGUCCACUCAGUCUAUAUGAGCUCCACAUCUCCAUUGCUCUCAGAGUGGGAGCUGACAUCUGUAGGGGACUGAGAUGUUGCUGUGGUAGACCACUCGAUCCCACAGGUCUUCACAGUCUGUCUUGCUACCUAAAUGCUGGUCAUUUUGCUUGUCACAUCAAGCUAAACUUAAUCAUUAAGAGGGCCCUGGCUCAGAUCAAUACCCCCUCAGUUCUGGAGCAGACGGGAUUAUCCAAGAAGUGACGGAAAAAUACCAGAUGGUCUUACCCUCUGCCCUCUGGGUAAGUGGGUGCCCCAUCUGGGAUGCCACAGUCUCUGACUCUUUUGCUCCCUCCCACAUCCUGGAUGCUGCAAUAAGUGGGAGGGUCACUGCUUCCAUAGCCAAAUGGAACAAAACCCUGAAGUAUCGGGACCUGGCAGCGAACUAUCUUUUCCAGCCUGUGGCAUUUGAGAUGUUUGGAGGGACUGGACUACUAACAGCACCGUUUUUGUCAUCGUUGGCAACUUACCUCACUGAGGUGACAGGUGAUGCCUAUGAAGGUGCUUGGUUUUUCCAAUGCCUUAGUUUCACCAUUGCCUGUGAUAAUGCCGUGAGCAUGCUGGCUUCCUUCAGUAGGUUCUGUUGAACCUUGUGGUGUGUGACCAACCGAAGCACUUGAAGAAACUUCAGCAGCAGCAGACAGAAAAGAGAAUUGCUCUUAUGUGCAGACAGGAUGGAAUACGAGAAAACACAAUUAAACAGUUAAAAGAAGAGAAUUUGCACAAGUUUUGUAACAGAUUAGAAAACUUAGCUGAUGAAAAAAGAUUUAAUCGUCGGCUUGCCCUUGAGGCAAAAGAAAGAGAAUUAGAAGAAAAUCUUGAAUACAAAACACAGCUGCGCCAUCAGCUGAAGCAGCAAGAACAACAAGCUGAGAGCCUUGCAAAAGAAUUAAAGAGACGAAAUGAUGAAGUUUUCCGUGAUGAGAAGUUGCGUCAGCAGAUCAGACAAAACAGCCUAGAAAUUCGAGAGCUUGAAGAGAAAUUAAGGCUGGGUUAUUUAAAUAAAGUGCGUGCUGCUCAAAUAGCAGAGAAGCUGGCUAAUGAAUUUGACUCUCAGAAAGCUGAUAACUUGUUGGUGCAGGAAAUGCGAGACAACCUGAAGCGUGCUGAAGAAGAUGAUCAGAUGAAAGAAGAACAGCGCAUACUGGAGAAACGACUCUACCAGGAGCAGUUGGAUCAGCAGAUGGAAGAACAAAAGGAGAAGAAACGACUCAUGUAUGAGGAGUUUUUGAAAGAGAAGCUUAUGAUUGAUGAAAUUGUGCGCAAGAUUCACGAAGAAGACCAAAAGGAACGUGAAUGUCAAUUAGAAAAGAAAAGGGUAACACAAGCCUAUAUUGAAGAGUAUCUCCAUAACCGAGAAGUUUGGAAAGCUGAAGAAAAGCAAAAAAUGGAAGCAGAAAACCAAAGGAUCAUGGAAUUCAGUCGUGUUGUGGAUGACCGAGAGAAUAGGUAUUUACAGGAGAAGGCAGAAAGAGAUGCUGUCCAGGCUAAAAUUUAUCAAGCUUUAUCUGAGAAAAUUACUGAGCGUGAACAAGCUGAGAAAGAAUUGGAAAGAAUACGUCUGGAGUUGCACUUUGAAGAACAAGAAGAAAAGGCCAGACAAAAUGAAAAAGCUGCCUUGGAAAAAAAAUUACGACAGAGGCUUGAACUUCAAAAGAUGAAUGAAGAACAGUUGAGUAUGAAAGCUCUGAAAAAGAUGACUGAAGACGAAGAAGAAAGGAUGUUCCAAGAUCAGAUGAUGGCUAAAUUUGCUGAAGAUGACCGACUGGAGCAGAUGAACGCACAAAAACGACGCAUGAAGGUACAGGAACACAAGCGAGCAAUUGAAAGAUUGAUUGCAGAGAAGAGGGAGAAAAUUGCUAGAGAGAAGGAAGAGAAUGAAAUGGAACAGAAAGUAUUGCAAGAAAUGGCAAAUGAACGGCAAAAGAUCAUUGAAGAAGAAAGACAAAAACUACUGCAAGAGCAUGCCUCUAAAUUACUUGGUUACUUACCAAAGGGAGUAAUACAAGGACCAAAAGAUCUUGAAAACCUUGGAGCCAAUUUUCAGGCGGCUUACAGUAAACGCUGUGAAGAUCCUUUAGAAGAAUGCUAAUUAUGAAGUGUGAAAUUUGAAAGGAUAAAAACAAUGACAGAAAACAGGUAAAAUUAAAAAUGAAACUAUGAACUGCAAAGAUGAGUAGGAUUAUCUUAAAUCUCACAAUAUCUGUUUUUUUUGUUUUUGAAUUAAAUCUAUAUUCUUCUUGCUUUCUA